Molecule: messenger RNA, 6616 nt
Organism: Pelobates cultripes (western spadefoot toad)
Lineage: Eukaryota; Metazoa; Chordata; Amphibia; Anura; Pelobatidae
Source: the annotation of a GenBank genome assembly
CUGACUGACUGACUGAGAGACUGACUGACUGACUGAGAGACUGACUGACUGACUGAGAGACUGACUGACUGAGACUGACUGACUGAUAGACUGACUGAUAGACUGACUGACUGAGAGACUGACUGACUGAGAGACUGACUGACUGAGAGACUGACUGACUGAGAGACUGACUGACUGAGACUGACUGACUGAUAGACUGACUGACUGAGAGACUGACUGACACACUGACUGACUGAGACUGACUGACUGACACACUGACUGACUGACUGACACACUGACUGACUGACUGAGACUGACUGACUGACACUGACUGACUGAGAGACUGACUGACUGACACACUGACUGACUGACACACUGACUGACUGACUGAGACUGACUGAGAGACUGACUGACUGACACACUGACUGACUGUGACUGACUGACUGACUGACACACUGACUGACUGUGACUGACUGACUGAGACUGACUGACUGACUGAGACUGACUGACUGUGACUGACUGAGAGACUGACUGACUGACUGAGAGACUGACUGAUUGACUGACUGACUGACACACUGACUGACUGACUGUGACUGACUGAGAGACUGACUGACUGAUAGACUGACUGACUGAGACUGACUGACACACUGACUGACUGAGACUGACUGACUGACUGAGACUGACUGACACACUGACUGACACACUGACUGACUGAGACUGACAGACUGACUGAUAUACUGACUGACUGACAUACUGACUGACACUGACUGACUGAUAUACUGACUGACACUGACUGACUGACAUACUGACUGACUGACAUACUGACUGAAAUAGGGGAGUUUUUUUCAGCUGCAGGGUUAAAACGUGGGAACAUGGCACCCAGACGACUUCAUUGAGAUAAAGUGGGUAUAGAGUCCCAUUAACCCAAAAUAUAGUGGCUUAGAGCUGGAGGGUCUACCCCCUUUUGCCUGCUGUUUGUAUGACGUAUGUAUUAAUUGACCUCUCUCUUUGGUUCUCCUGAGAGGUAUGAAGUUCUCCUGCUCUGUGUGACUGCCUCUGCAUCCUGAAACUGGAUCUGAACUCUCUGACUUGUGGUCGUCAUCACGCUCCUUUUUUAAGGUGACUGCACCCAUCAAAAUCCAUAUAAACACACUGGGUCUGCUCUUGGUGAGAAAUGUGGGAAUCAAUUCAAGUAUAAAUAAAGCUGAUGGUGAGAAAAAGUUAUACCUUGCUAAAUAAAUGUAUAGAGCUAAAGAAAUGUUGCUACAUGUAAUGAGGCUGGAAUUUUUACUUAGUGCCAGUAAGGUCCUGGUGGAUGGGAGCAGAUGGGUGCCUAAGCCAGCAAUGUUAUCUGUUUGCCCUUGGUCUACACCGCACUUAUGCCGGGAGAGAAUGCACUUCUCCUCUGCACAAAGAUCUGGAAACUCCACGAUUCGCUGCAUAAUCUCACACAUAAGGGAACGCAUGAGGACAGUAAAUAUCUCACUGGGAUCCCUGUGUAUAUAUAACCCGAGUCCUACGUAUGUGCUACAUGUAGUGAUUGGCAUCUGACCUCCCACAAAAUGGUGGGGCCUGUAUAGACACUUUCUUCAUCGUCAUGCUUUGUUCUUCAGAUAUCAGUUUGUGCCGUUGGCUAAUAAGGCCACAAACAAUUUGUAAACACUGUGGUGGAUCACCAGAUUAUCACCGCCAGAUGUUCCCAUUCCCUCAGUGGUUAUAGCUCUCCAGAGUAGCUUAAAGGACCACUAUAGGCACCCAGACCACUUCAGCUUAAUGAAGUGGUCUGGGUGCCUGGUCCAGCUAGGGUUAACACAUUUUUUUUAUAAACAUGGCAGUUUCAGAGAAACUUAUGUUUAUAAAUAGGUUAAUCCAGCCUCCAGUGGCUGUCUCUUGACAGCCGCUAGAGGCGCUUGCGUGCUUUUCACUGUGAAAAUCAUUAUGAAUGCUUUCCUAUGAGACUGGCUGAAUGCGCGCGCAGCUCUUGCGCAUUCAGCCGAAGAGGAGGAGUAGAGCUCCCUGCCCGGCGCUGGAGAAAGGUAAGAUUUUAACCCCUUCCUCUCCCCAGAGCCCGGCAGGAGGGGGUCCCUGAGGCUGGGGGCACCCUCAGGGCACUAUAGAUGGAGUGUUUUCCUGGCACUAUAGUGGUCCUUUAAGUGAUUAUAGCUGUAGACGUAUAGCCCCCCUCCCCCUCCAAUACAUUUGACAACUCUUAAUACAGGGAGUGGAACUGAUUUAUUGAACCACAGCACAAACCUAUAUAGAAGUAAUCACAACAGGGGGUCAUCAAACAAAACAAGUCACUCCCCGGAAUCUUGGUGUCUAGGACAUAUUUAGAUUAAGACUCCAUAAUUGAAUUACCUGCCUGACACUAAUAGCUGCAAUAACUUAAAGGAACACUAUAGGGUCAGGAACACAAACACCAUCUAGUCCCCCUGGCCCUCCCCUUACUCUCCUAAAUAUAGUAAAAUCUUACCUCUAUUCCUGUUUGCUGCUGGUUCUACCUCCGAUCUGCCUGCUUGGCUGACAUCAGCAGAAGUGUUGAUAUCAGCUAAUCACAAUGCUUUCCCAUAGGAUUGGCUGAGCAUGCCAAGUAGGCAGAUCAGGGGCAGAGCCAGUAUAAGCCAAACACAGCCCUGGCCAAUCAGCAUCUCCUUAUAGAGAUAUAUUGAAUCACUGCAUCUAUAUGAGGAAUGUUGUCAGUCACACUGCGCAGCACUGCCCCAGGAAGCACCUCUAGCAGCCAUCUGAGGAGUGGCGAAAGAAGAUAUCCCUAGUCUAUAAUGUAAAAAUUGCAUUUUCUCUGAAAAGACAGUGUUUACUGAAAAAAGCCUAAAAGGAAUGAUUCUACUCACCAUAACAAAUGCAAUAAGCUGUAGUUGCUCUAGUGACUGUAGUGUCCCUUUAAUUACCUUACCUUCAGUUUUACAUUUAAACAAUAACUCAAUAAUGACAGAGUAAGAUGACUUAAAUAAUAACUUAAUAAAAUAAGUUCACAGGCCCACUGUCACAAUGAUUAUUGUCUUUUAUGGGUGAGGUGAAGGACUACAAUUCCUGGGUGACCGGUUGGUCUGUCACAUACACAACUAGAAAUCCCUGAAUUUGUCUUAAGACUUUCCUUACUUAGACACUUAGAAGUGUCUUCAAAAUGUCCCGAUAACCUACGCUACCUGGAGAGGUAAGACAGACAGAGGUCUUCUUUCAAGAUGUUUUCUGGACAUGGCGAUUUACCGCCAGCAAUGUAUCUGUCACAAGCCUGCCUGCAGCAUAACAAUGAAAAGAGCCGUGGACAAAGGAAACAUGUUUUAUAAGCAGACAAUAGACUUGGAACCUCCGGUUUGCUUUUGUAAUAAAGGAACAACUGUUUUUUAAUUAGCGUGACAUGCCUAAAACUGGGCAGAAACUCACACGUAGUUUUGCUUACUCUUCUUUCCAACCCAGUGUAGAAAAUGUUCUGUUUAUAUUUAAAACGCUUGUAGGAGGGAUAGGGUUUUUUCAUUGCCCCCAUUGCAAUGGGAGAAAGUGUGUUUUAAUUAUCAUUGUUAUGUAGAACAUUUUACAUAUGUUCUCUGACCCUCUGUCUUCUUUUCCUUCUAGGCAGACGUGAUGAGCGAUCAGAGGGAGCGGACAUUCGUGUGGGUUCAUCCGCCCUCUGAUGAGGAGACACCUGAAAGACCUUAUGCCGGUAAGGGGAAACACAAAAUCUUUCUACCCACAGAAUGGAUGAUGAGGGAGAGGGUGUGUGUAGAACCAGGUGUAUAGAUGAGCCUGAAAGAACUGUGUAAAACCAGAGAGAUGGAUGGAGGAGAGGGUAUGGGUUGAACCAGGUUGAUGGAUGAGAGUGAAAGGACUGUGGGUAGAAUUAGGGAGAUGGAUGAGGGUGAAAGGCCUGGGUGAAAGGUAGAACCAGGAUAAUGGAGUGGGUUAAAGAACUGUGGAAAGAACCAGGGAGAUGGAUGGGGGAUAAAAAGACCAUGGGUAAAACCAGGGAGAUGGAUAAGGAUUAAAGGUCUGAGGGUAGAACCAGGGGGGUGGGUGGGAGAUGCAUGAUGGAUGAGAAUUUGGUGGGACAUGGAUGACCCAUGAAGGUGCAGAUUGAGGCCUGUAUUUACUGAUUAUUCCAAUUCCUAAAUGCUCUUCCUGCAUAUUCUGGCUGCACUCUUUACUCCCUGUGACAUCAUGCUAAUUUUAACCUGUUAAGCCAUUUAUACGUACACUUCAGGAGUAGAACAUAUUUUCUUGUUCUUUCUCUUAUUGUUUUUAAUUGGGACUUUUGGAAUAUCGAUUUUCUUUGGUUUUUUUUCAUAGAGGGCUUUGGCCCAAUUAAUGGCGAUGAAGAGAGUGCUGUGUUUAUCGAGCAGUGUGGGGUGCUCUUGGACUGUCAUGAUGAUGUUUCAGAGUCAGCUCCUGGUGAAGAGAGCGAGGAGAGCUUAUUUGACUCCGAUAAGAAAGACCUACUCUCUAGUAGUCCGUCUGUGAAGCCAGGCACCAGUGGCAAGAGCGCCAGCAAGCUAUCCAAUAUCAUCGCCCAUCUUCAGAACUUGGCGAGUGAGCGGGAGUCUACACGGAGAGAGACAAUAGUGGAGGACUCAGGUGGGUUUCAGAUGGGAAAUAGUCCUUACACCUUUACCAACGAGGGAAUGGCCUUUGAAGAACAAACAGAAAGUCUAGCUUCCGCAAGGGCUCACUCGCACUCUUCAGAUCAAAGGCUAAAGGCAUUUAAAGCCAUAAAAAUCCUACAGGACACGGACGCAAAAGACAAAAAGUAUAUUUGUGUAGAGUGUGGAAAAACGAGUCGUUAUAAAUCUGCUUAUUUGCGGCACAAGCGAACGCACACAGGUGAGAAGCCUUUUAGUUGCACAGAUUGUGGGAAAUGUUUUCGGAGAAGCUCCCAGCUGGUGACUCACCAGAGAAUUCACACUGGUGAGAAGCCCUACACUUGCUUACGUUGUGGCAAGAGUUUCAGUUGCAAUUCCACUUUGGUGACUCAUCAGAGAACCCACACAGGGGAGAAACCCUACACUUGCUUAGAGUGUGGAAAAGGCUUCAUCCACAGCUCCGACUACAAUAGACACCACCGAGUACACCGAGGGGAAAAACGCUACACAUGCAAAGAGUGUGGUAAAAGCUUCAGCCAAAGCUCUUAUCUGGUCAUUCACCAACGCAUUCACACGGGUGAGAAGCCGUUUGUGUGUAACGAAUGUGGGAAGUGCUUUAGCCGCAAUUCAUCACUGGUAACGCAUCAGCGGGUGCACACAGGAGAGCGGCCCUACACAUGCGCCGAAUGCGGGAAGAGCUUUCGUCAAAGCUCCCAUCUCCUCAUCCAUCAGAGGACCCACACACCAGACAGUCACCUGGCACUGCGCGCUAUGAUGUGAGACGUUUUCAAUGUAACUGGGUCUCUGGUGGCCAACAGGGGGUUAUUGGUGCACAGUAGUUGCCCCCCUACCAAAGAUAGCAAGUAUGUAGGAAACUCCAGCAAUGCUCCAUCUACCAAGGGCUACAUCCAUCCCCAGCUAGACCAAGCUAAUGGACUUCUUGGUGCUAAUGGAGACACGUAGGAAAAACACAGUGACUGCCAUUGUAUUCCGUGUAGUUGGCUAAUGUUUCAGGUCAGCCCUGGCCAUCCCACAGCAGUCCCCUAGCCCUCUUCCCUUCUCUAGUCCCUGUCGCACUAUCUAUUUAUACACAAUAGCUAGAUAUUCCAUAAGAGCCCUGUCAGUGGUCUGGCUGUUCCCUGCAUAGCCCUGAUUGCAUGCUUCGGUCGCCAAUCACGAGCCGCUCGUAGUGUUUGCUAUCUUAUUAUGUUUAGGAUUUUGGUUGUUUCAUUUAAAAUGUGUUAAAUGAGAAAAUUGAUGUGUGUUUCUUCGUCUUGCCGCCUUGCUCUGUUUGUCAUCCUGGCCUUUAAGUCAAUAUUCCCUUACCCUCCUAUUAGGAUGUAGUAAGACCUGACUUCAUUAACACGGCUUAAUCUAAAUUCAAAUGGUUUUAAUGGCUCUGGCAGCGGGGUGAGACGUGCUUUGUCACACCAAAAUAUAUUUCCAGUAAACUCUGAGUGAUUUCUGCUUCUUGUGUAAAGCAACCCUCUAUCCCAUACGCUCUGUGCUCAUAUUAUGUGCCCCGUAUACACAUCAAUGAGCAUGUAUCUUGUGUAUAUAUACAUGUUGCACUAUUCCAGAUGUUCUAUAGAUCGGUCUAUCCCAUAUACACACUGCGCUAAUCCUAACUAUCCCGUAUACACACUGCUCUAAUCCUAACUGUCUCGUAUACACACUGCUCUAAUCCUAAUUGUUUUGUAUACACACUGCUCUAAUCCUAACUGUCUCGUAUACACACUGCUCUAAUCCUAAUUGUUUUGUAUACACACUGCGCUAAUCCCAACUGUCCCGUAUACACACUGCGCUAAUCCUAACUGUCCCGUAUGCACACUGCGCUAAUCCUAACUGUCCUGUAUGCACACUGCGCUAAUCCUAACUGUCCUGUAUGCACACUGUGCUAAUCCUAACUGUCCCGUAUGCACACUGUGCUAAUCCUAACUGUCCCGUAUGCACACUGUGCUAAUCCUAACUGUCCCGUAUGCACACUGUGCUAAUCCUAACUGUCCCUACAGUUGAGGAAAUAGCUAAAAUGACAAUGAAGG